Trypanosoma cruzi is the source of this 2565-nucleotide messenger RNA. RefSeq lists its product as uncharacterized. Bases 1 to 2565 code for a protein of 854 amino acids. The record is from RefSeq and is a predicted model, not a curated record. Gene Ontology annotation, biological process: vesicle-mediated transport; endosomal vesicle fusion; autophagy. NCBI's taxonomy places the organism in Eukaryota, Euglenozoa, Kinetoplastea, Trypanosomatida, Trypanosomatidae. The transcript has a single exon. Gene Ontology annotation, cellular component: cytoplasm; membrane.
AUGCUGGCUGUGCGAUGCCUGGUGCGGCUCUAUGAGAUGCCGCCCGAGUAUGGCCAAAUCUCGGCCUUUGACACCCACGGCAGCACCAUCUUCGUCGGCACCGACCAUGGCGUCCUCCUGAAGCUUGCCGUCGAGGGUGCAUCCUUGUCGGAUACAGCACAGCAGACGACACAAAAUAUUACUUCUAGCAAAGCCGGUCCGGACAGCAACGGCCGUGCACAUAACUUGGCGACACAUGAUGCAGCGUAUAUGCCGAUGUUCGCCUCUUCGGAAGCCUCCGAGAAAAUUCACACCACACUUGUGCGUUUCACUCUGCUGUCAGCGAUGAAAAAGAAAAUUGAGCGUCUCCAGCACAGUCGCACACAUACUCUUCUAUUUGUGUUGUAUGAGCAUCGCCUUGUUGUGCUGAACUCUGUUAGUUUUUCCCAUCUCCAAACGAUUGCUGAACAUGUUGGAACGUUCUUUGUUUCAGAUUCUCAGUCGAACAGUCCUCAACGCGCGGGUCUUCAUGUGGUGUGUGCAUCCGAGUUGAAUGGUAAAGGACUUAGCGUAUUUGAAUUUGAUGCAUCCCGGGGCGAAAGCGCACGGGCCAUUCUCGCACAGGAGCUUGUGCUCCCUGAACCAGUUCAGACCCUUGUUACUUAUGGCAGCAUCGCCUGCGUUGGUAUGCGGCGCGAGUAUAGUCUUCUUUCCCUCUCAGAUGGGAGCUCUUGUGGUGUUCUUCCUCUUGGUGGAGAAAAACAGCCGCUGUUGGCAGCCGGUGACGGCGAAGUGUUUAUGCGUCACAAUCAUUCCAUUUUUUCCGUGUCGAUGCGCUCAAUGCCGUCUGGGAGAGUCAUGGGAAGGACUAUUCGGCUGAAGGACGAGGCGCUUUCUUUUGUUGUCCGCCAUCCGUUUCUUUUUGUGUUCACGGAGCAUUACUGCGAUGUGUUCUCACUCUACGACGAUGACAUGUCUGGGAGGCUGAUGCUGCCUGGGUGUUUGUUUAGCUCCCAGUUAGGACGCGGCGACUUUCUGUACGCGGCCAGCAAGAAAAAGAUUUGGAUGGCCAGCCUGCACUCGCUGCGUCACCAACUGGCGAACCUUGUGGAAUAUUUUAAGGUAGAAGAGGCGUUUCACUUGUUGGGCAGCCAGCGGGCAAUAGGCACACUGGACUUGCAGGGGAUUGAGUUGGAGCUGCACAUCAUGGCGGGAUUUGCCUACCUGCACCACUGUCGUCCGAAAGAGGCGGUGCUGCAUUUUAAUGAUCACAUUGAUCCGAGAGAUCUAUUGCUGUCACUUCUCGAGUGCAUCCCACCCGGCCCUGAGGAGUACAGUCCCGAACUGCGAGCCCUGCUGGAAAGGAAGCAUGUGAAGAAAGACACGAGUGCUACCCCAAAGGCGGGACGCUCAACUACUUUAAAGGCCGGAGUCGCAUCCACACAUGAUGAAAGCUAUGAGAAUAGUGAUAAUGACGAUAAGGAUGGCGUUGACAACUACUGGGCUGAGUGGGAAGGACGCUGUCCCUACAACACAUAUGCUGGGGAACUUCACCAUGCUUGGCUUGAGACAUUUGAAACGUUUCCGCUUGUGCCAAGGAACAAUGACAAUGUGGAUGAAUCCACAUACCGCCAGGUUACGGAAUGGGGUGCUGUCACCGCAACGGAUUUUCUUGAACAUGCGUGGGAAUUAUUUAAGGAUGAGAUUGUUCUGUACUUUCGUUUCCGCCUAAGUCAGGCUUCGGAUGUCUACGCGCGAGCGAUGGAGUACGCCCUGCUGGUACUUGCCCUUGAAGCACAAGAUCAUCGAGCGGCGUAUCGAAUUGUUGCAUACGGCUCAUCGAUCCGUCUAGAAGACUGUUAUGACUUACUUUCCUCCCUGCGGGAAUACCGCCUGCUGGCAUGUUUAUUGUUUCGCCGUGGAUAUUUCCAGGAGGCGAAUUCGGUAUUAAUAUCGCGUGUGCACGUCUCCAGUAUUUUGCCAUCUUUAGAGGGUAAUUCGCCAGACGCCACGGGAGUAAUUUCUCCGGCCUACAAGAUCUUGCCAGAGGUGAUGCAUGUGCACUUGGACCGACUCUUGAAUGCUCCCCUAAAGUCACCCUGUAUGAAUGCAAUGCGGCAUUCGACACAUGAGAAAAGAGUCUCAUUAAAUAUGACGCCAACAACCACGGUGCUUCCCGCUUCCCUUACAGAAGCGAUGUACCUGGUAAGCAAGCUCAAUUUGUCAGCGCUGCGGGAACUGCUUCAUGAGAGUCCUGAGGUCUCAUGGACACUGGAUGAAGAAGGCUGUUCUUUGCUUCAUGUCCUUUUUAGCCUUUUGGUUUUGUUGGAGACGUCUGAACAAGAUAUGACGCCAGAAGGCAAAAGCGCAUUACUGAAUCUUGUCUUAUCUUGUGCGAUAUUAUUGUUGGAUUAUGGUGCCCCCGUGGCAAUAUUGAAUGCACAGGGACUUAGUUGCUUGGAUGUGGUUGCUCUGGUGGCCGAUGAUGCUUUACUAGAUAUCAUUCUGACAGCACUGCUUGCCGACAACGAUUUGAAGGAAAUUGCUGAUGCUGUCGAAAAGGGGAAUACAAUGCCGACUCCCUGA